AUUCACGAACCAACUAAAAAAAUUCAGGGUUGGCCCAACGAAAACCCCACUACUCUGUAAUCUGUAUGGCUGUUGUUUUUAUUCCAUUCGCUUGUCAAACUAGUGCAGGGCAUAAAAUCUCCCUCAGCCCUUCCUCACAGUUCACGACUCCACCACUUUCCCCUCCUCUCUCCUACUAAUACCUUCACUCGCUCUCAUGGCCUCAGAGCCUAUAGAGUGCCAGGUUCUGGUGCUGAGGGUGUCCAUUCACUGUGAAGGAUGCAAGAAGAAGGUGAAGAAAGUGCUCCAAAACAUUAAUGGCGUAUACAGAUGCGACAUCGAUGCCCGGAGCAACAAGGUCGUGGUCACGGCCUCUACGAAGCUCGAUCCCAACAUCCUCGUUGCCAAGUUGCGCAAGUCCGGCAAGCAGGCCGAGCCGUGGCCCGAGCAGCCGAUGGCACAGCAGCAGCCACCUGCAGAGAGCCAAAGCCAAGAGCCCAAGAACGAAAACAACAAGCCGAGCAAACCCAACGAACCUGCCGCGAAUCCCGGCGCCGACAACGCCGAGGCCGCUGCGGCAGAGCCGAACAAUCCUCAGCCUCCUCCGGAGCCUAAGCAGAGCAGCGCCGGUGAGACCCCAAAGCCGGCUCAAGAGAGCAAGGAGGCCGCCAAUGCUGAUGCCAAUGGAAAUACCGGUGUUGAGACCACGGCGGCAACCGGGCAGCAGCAGCCCAACGACGCGAAGGGGAAAGCGAAGCAGCAGCCGGUCGAGGCCAGGGUGACGGUGGAGUACGACCGAGGCGUCGGCAGCUACGCGAACCGCAUGCCACCACCGCAGCAGCCGGUGCACGUCAUGAGCUACAACGUGGCGCGGCCGAGCGCGAGCGCGUCCUACUACGCCCCCGCGCCGGCGCCAGCCCCUGCACCAGCGCCCAUGCCGAUGCCGAUGGCGAGGCCGGGGCCGUCACAGGGCUACAUUGACGAGCACUACACGCCGUCUUACUACACCCGGUCCUCACCGUACGAGCCGUACUACUACCCUACUCAGGCCUCGCCGUAUCGCUAUCAGUAUCAGCCUGCUUCCACGGAGGACUACUACUACGGCGCGCCGCCGCAGAGGAGCGCCUUCUCGCCGCCGCGGGAUGGCUACGGCGACAUGUUGAACGACGAGAAUGCCAAUUCUUGCAGCGUGAUGUGAAAGGGAUGGAAGCGGAAGCGGAUUACUAGCUACUUUACUGUUCCUUAAUCAACUAUGACUAUAUGUUAGGUGGUUACGAUUAGUACAAGUGAACGAUGUAUUAGCACUGCUCAGGCUUCAUGGCGCUAGAAUAAGAUGAGCUGAGCUUGAAUGUUUGAUGCAUGAGAGAGUGUGAGGGCCUAAUGGAACAGCUCUGGUGUUCAUCAGAGCAAUUUUGUAACAUUUGACACAGUUAAACGGGAGAUAUCAUCUCUUCAAGUUCA
Phragmites australis (common reed) is the source of this 1440-nucleotide messenger RNA. Its product is annotated as heavy metal-associated isoprenylated plant protein 35-like. The coding region runs from base 197 to 1177 and encodes 326 amino acids. The record is from RefSeq and is a predicted model, not a curated record. Gene Ontology annotation, molecular function: metal ion binding. The transcript is spliced from 3 exons. NCBI's taxonomy places the organism in Eukaryota, Viridiplantae, Streptophyta, Magnoliopsida, Poales, Poaceae.